AUGGUCAACCGAAUGAGACCUACACUCGAUGAGUGUACCGACAACCUUUACGCUAUUGCAGCACGCAUCCCACAGGAUUCUGCACUUGCCCGACACAUACUGUGGGUUUCAUACCGGGUCAAGAAAGCUAUAGACGACAAGAAGCCGCGUUCUCAGGCUCCUUUCGUUAAGUCUAUCCGCUCUAUCCCCAGUAGAUCGCAAGGUCUCAAGUCGUCAGAUAUCGGCGACUACAUCGCAGCGCUCGUAUACGGCGACGACCGCAUCCAACAGGACUGUCGCCGCAUCAUUGACGGGUACAAUGACCCUCGCUUCAAAAUUCCGGACACACCCUGCGAGAACCCAGUCACUUUUAAUAUCAUCAAUCCGCCUCGUCUAGAUGGUCUCCCCCGAGAGAGAGUGGCCGACCCCCGGGCUCCAGUAAGCCUACCGCAAGGUCCUGAUCUGGCUGAGGCUGACGUUCAGCAAGCCAUCCGGGAAGCCGCCUUAACCGACCGACGCCUUUUCGGUGCCAACGGUGAUUUCGACGUCACAGUUCCUCUGCUCCGAUACUUGCACGACAUCUCCGUGGGUAUCACCUCUCCGAUCGAAUCCAUCUCAGCCGCAGCGGCUUGGCCCAAGGACUCCAUUCGAUCUUGA
Molecule: messenger RNA, 636 nt
Organism: Sporothrix schenckii 1099-18
Lineage: Eukaryota; Fungi; Ascomycota; Sordariomycetes; Ophiostomatales; Ophiostomataceae
Exons: 1
Coding region: 1-636 (211 amino acids)
Source: RefSeq, a predicted model, not a curated record